AUGUUUCAUUCAACUGAUUCAAAUACAUUCAAUACUAGACAAUGGCAAAACAAUACAGACUUGAUCUCAAAUUUUACUUGGGAAGACAAAGAACUUCGUUUAGAACCUUUACCUGAUCUACCUUUUGGCAUAAAUCAUGUUGAACACCAUCCAUCUGACAACAAGUCUGUCAGUACCGCAACAAGUACGACUACACGCGAAACAGAACAAGAAGAAGAACAGGAUGUAUGGAUGACAAGCAUACUACCACCCACCAUGUUCAAUACUCACUCAUGGGACACACACAAUACGCAUUUUCCUUCCUAUGCCCAAACACAACUCGCAAAAAGAAAGAUCGGGACGCCUUUUAUCUCUGAAGCACCUGUUAGUUUAUUUGAACCACUGGUAGAACGAUCGAAUACGACAGUCAUUCAUGAAACCGAUCUGGCCAAAAGUAUUGUACAAGCCAUGGUUGGGUUGCCUUCCAUGUAUUUUUGUUGGGAACAGGGUAAGCUAAAGCAACGAGUACCUCAUCUUCGCAUUCUAGGUGUCAGUAGUACAGCCAUUGAACCUGUCAUUGAGCAUAUUUUGUUGUUUGGUACUCGACUCAAGUCCAUUGAGCAUGUAGCGCAUCAACUUCAGUCCCAACCAAAGCAAUAUGGACUUACAGGAGUAGCCUUUGGUUGCUGCUUGGCUGAAUUACAUGUCUAUAUACAACAUGUCAUUGUCCAGACACUCUCUCAAGAGACAACGAUCCUCAAAGUCUAUCAAUACAUUGAGCAUCUGUCUAUGGUAUUAGAAAGACUAUGUACACUGUGUCAAAUACAAGGCCAAGGUUUCAAUUUACCUUUUGGUGCAGCCUUGCUGAAUCUGUUGUAUGAAGAAGCAAGUCAAUUCGAUUUAGCAUCCAAUGGAAGUUCUGCUUUAUAUCGUGAUAUCUGCUUAACCCUCCAAAGUUACACCAGUGUACCUUACUUAAACAUGUUGAGUUCAUGGUUACAUCUAAAUGGGUCUGAUUAUGAUCAACAAGACCCAUGGCAUGAAUUCUUUAUUUCAGUGAGAGAAGAUACCACAGAUAUUUUGAACAAAUACCAGGUUCAAGAGGACACUGUCUUGCCUUAUUUUAUUCAUCGGCAUUUUGCCUUGUAUCUACUUCGAUCUGGCAUUUCACUUUACUUGUUGAAAAUAUCCAGACCCAAUCACCCUAUUUUUCAGUUGGAUGAUUCUCUUUCUCUAAGACACAGAUUGAUUCCUUCUGAAAGCGAUAGGUAUAUGCUACAAUUAGACAAGAUAAAGAAGGCUAUUGAAAGGUACAAUGCAGGCAAAUCACCUUUAGAUAUGCCUAGACCACCUCAAGUGAUAGAUCAUGAUACCCUAAUGCAAGACACCAUCCCCACACUUCCUCUCCUGAAUGAACAUGAUGCAUUCUCCAAUGGUUUUUCAUCUACUCUUCAAGCCAUUCUUCAAUACCAUCAAGACAACCAGUCAUGCUUUAUACCCACUUUAGAAACCAUUACUUUACAGAGCUAUAUUCGGCCAUUACAGGCAUGGUGUCCAGUAUUAAAUGCAUCAUUCAUGUCUUGCUUUCUUGGUCAAUUCAAACUGGAAUCCCAUCUAUCUUGCCUGUAUCGUUAUUUCUUGCUGGGUGAUGGUACAUUCAUGAAUGGCCUCAAAUCUGUCUUCUUUUGCAGUCCAGACAAGAUAGAUAUAGAUAAAGAAAGUUGGCCACCCAAGACAUUUACACUCACUAUGGCAUUAAGAGAUGUGUUAUUAGAAGCAUCCUUGCAUCAGCAGGAUGACCUUGUUAGCUUUCAUUGCCAGACAUCUGAUGAUACAAACCCAAAUAGCAUUGAAGCAUUGGAUUUCUUAGACUUAGUCUAUGAAACACAAUAUCCAUUUGGUAUCGUCAUUACGCCCUCUAUUCUAUCCAAAUACAACCGCAUGUUCAGUUUCCUACUUCGACUUGUACGGGUACAGACAUUAACCAAACGAAUGUAUGAACCAUUAAGGCAUCUGGCUUGGUUCCGUACGAGUACGCGUGACAAGAUUUUCCGAUACCGAUUCCAGUUUGACCGGUUCAUCAGUGGCUUGUCGAGUUAUGUUCAUGAUUCAGUCAUACGAGGCACAUGGACACCCUUUAUGCAACAUGUUAAAGGUAUGCAGUCCAGCCAUCCUAGACAAGGGCGGGUGAUGGAUUAUGUCUCGGUCAUUAUGGAACCACAAGCAUUUAGAGAGUACCAUGAACAUGUAUUAGACUGUAUCUUGUUUCAGUGUUUUCUAAAGCAGAGUCAGACACGUAUUAUGCAAGUGCUGAUCUCUGUCUUACAGGAUAUCAUCUUGUUUGGUGUAAUUCUGGAUGACUAUAGAUCCACCACACUUGAACAUGAAGAUAAGCUUGAAAUGAAAUGUCGCAAAAUAUUUGAGCAGUUUCAAAAGAACAUGACUGUCUUUUUACAUGUCUUGACCUUACUUGAACAAAAAGGGUCUGGUAGACUCGGUAAUAUUCUGAACACAACACGCAAAAGUAUAUUCAAUGAACUCUAUAUCAAGCAUGAAGGCAGACAUGGCAUAGAUGUAUUUGUAAAAGAUUUGCUGAUACGUUUAAACUUUUAUGAACAAUAA
This is a messenger RNA of Gilbertella persicaria, 2601 nucleotides long. RefSeq names its product Spc98 family-domain-containing protein. Gene Ontology annotation, molecular function: gamma-tubulin binding; microtubule minus-end binding. The record is from RefSeq and is a predicted model, not a curated record. The transcript has 5 exons. Gene Ontology annotation, cellular component: spindle pole; centrosome; equatorial microtubule organizing center. The coding region runs from base 1 to 2601 and encodes 866 amino acids. Lineage: Eukaryota; Fungi; Mucoromycota; Mucoromycetes; Mucorales; Choanephoraceae. Gene Ontology annotation, biological process: cytoplasmic microtubule organization; meiotic cell cycle; microtubule nucleation.